CAUUCAGAUAUCUUGGUCUAUACAAAAUCUUAGCGGUAUGUCUCUAUUGUAGGUUUUCUUGUUUCAGAAGUCUGCCAUAUAUAGGUGUAACAUGGUUGGAAAACCUGCCAUAAUUACUCGAGUGGUGGAUAGUAUGACUGCAAAUCUACGGCCGACUCGUGCAGAAGCAACAGAUGUUGCUAAUGCUGUUCUUGAUGGAACCGAUGGUAUAUUACUGGGACCAGAAACACUUCGGGGCCUAUAUCCGAUUGAGGCAAUAAGAACUGUGGGGAGAAUAUGUGCAGAAGCUGAAGGUGUUUAUAAUCUGCCUCUUCAUUUCAAAAGAAUCGUUAAACAUGUUGGAGAGCCAAUGUCUCAUGCAGAAUCUGUUGCAUCAUCAGGAAUAUACAAUCUACGGAUUUUGGGCCUAUCCUAA
Camellia sinensis is the source of this 415-nucleotide messenger RNA. The record is from RefSeq and is a predicted model, not a curated record. Lineage: Eukaryota; Viridiplantae; Streptophyta; Magnoliopsida; Ericales; Theaceae.